This is a messenger RNA of Phasianus colchicus (ring-necked pheasant), 4293 nucleotides long. RefSeq names its product GIT ArfGAP 1 (gene GIT1). NCBI's taxonomy places the organism in Eukaryota, Metazoa, Chordata, Aves, Galliformes, Phasianidae. Gene Ontology annotation, biological process: synaptic vesicle recycling; brain development; regulation of ARF protein signal transduction. Gene Ontology annotation, cellular component: postsynapse; synapse; cytosol. The record is from RefSeq and is a predicted model, not a curated record. Gene Ontology annotation, molecular function: GTPase activator activity; small GTPase binding.
ACCGCCCCGCACCGCGCUGGCGCAGAGGCCCGGACCCGCCUCGCCGCUGAGGAUGUCCCGGAAGGCGCAGCGGGCGGAGGUGUGCGCGGACUGCAGUGCCGCAGACCCGGGCUGGGCCUCCAUCAACCGUGGUGUGCUCAUCUGCGACGAGUGCUGCAGUGUGCACCGCAGCCUGGGCCGCCACAUCUCCAUCGUCAAGCACCUGCGGCACAGCCCCUGGCCCGCCACGCUGCUGCAGAUGGUGCACACCUUGGCCAGCAAUGGGGCCAACUCCAUCUGGGAGCACUCGCUGCUGGACCCGGCGCAGGUGCAGAGCGGGCGCAGGAAGGCGAACCCCCAGGACAAAGUGCACCCCACCAAGUCGGAGUUCAUCCGCGCCAAGUACCAGAUGCUGGCCUUUGUGCACAAGCUGCCGUGCCGGGACGACGACGGCGUCACCGCCAAGGACCUCAGCAAGCAAUUGCACUCCAGCGUGCGGACAGGCAACCUGGAGACGUGCCUGCGCCUGCUCUCACUGGGUGCUCAGGCCAACUUCUUCCACCCGGAGAAGGGCACCACGCCGCUGCACGUGGCCGCCAAGGCCGGGCAGAUCCUGCAGGCAGAGCUGCUGGUGGUGUACGGCGCUGACCCCGGUGCGCCCGACGUCAAUGGGCGGACGCCCAUCGACUACGCCAGGCAGGCGGCCCAGCACGAGCUGGCGGAGCGGCUGGUGGAGUGCCAGUAUGAGCUGACCGACCGGCUGGCCUUCUACCUGUGCGGCAGGAAGCCGGACCACAAGAACGGGCACUACAUCAUCCCACAGAUGGCAGACAGGGUGCGCCCCAAGUGCAUGGCACAGAGCCUGGACCUGUCCGAGCUGGCCAAGGCGGCCAAGAAGAAGCUGCAAGCGCUCAGCAACCGCCUGUUCGAGGAGCUGGCCAUGGAUGUGUACGACGAGGUGGAUCGGCGCGAGAACGACGCGGUGUGGCUGACGACGCAGAACCACAGCACGUUGGUGACCGAGCGCAGCGCCGUCCCCUUCCUUCCCGUCAACCCCGAGUAUUCGGCCACCCGCAACCAGGGCCGGCAGAAGUUGGCCAGGUUCAACGCCCGGGAGUUUGCCACUCUGCUCAUUGAUAUUCUGGGGGAAGCCAAGCGCCGGCAGCAGGGCAAGAGCCCGCUCAGCCCCACGGACGCCCUUGACUAUUCACUGAGGAGCCAGAGUGACCUGGACGACCAGCACGACUACGACAGUGUCGCCUCUGACGAGGACACAGACCAGGAGCUGCUGCGCAACGCAUCCCGCAACAACCGCGCACGGAGCAUGGACUCCUCCGACCUGUCAGACGGCCCCAUCACGCUGCAGGAGUACCUGGAGGUGAAGAAAGCCCUGGCUGCUUCCGAGGCCAAAGUGCAGCAGCUGAUGAAGGUGAACAACAGCCUGAGCGAUGAGCUGCGCCGGCUGCAGCGCGAGAUCCACAAGCUGCAAUCAGAGAACACGCAGAUCCGGCAGCAGGCGGUGCCCCCACACCCCACCCCAGCCCCCAGCGAGCGCCCCGAGCACGGCCACCCCCCCGGCACGGCCCCCCUGCACCGCCGUGACCGCCAGGCUUUCUCCAUGUACGAGCCGGGCUCGGUGCUGAAACCCUUCGGGCAGCCGGUGGAGGAGCUGGUGACCCGGCUGCAGCCCUUCGGAGGCGGCGAGGUGGAGGACGAAGCUCUGUACUCCAUGCACAUCCCGGCCAGCGUGUACCGGAUGCGGAAAGGUCCGUCGGUCUCCUCCAUGCCCUUUCCCCCAUCCUCCCCGCUGCUCUCCUGUCCACCCGAUGGUGCCCGGCACAUGAGCAAACUGGACCGGCACGGCAGCGGCACCGACAGUGACUAUGAUAACACACAGACGGGCGAGAUCCUGCUGGGUGUGGAGGGGAAGCGCUUUGUGGAGCUGAGCAAGGACGAGGACUUCCCACACGAGCUGGACCCGCUGGACGGGGAGCUGGACCCUGGGCUGCCCAGCACGGAGGACGUCAUCCUGAAAACUGAGCAGGUCACCAAGAACAUCCAGGAGCUGCUGCGGGCUGCGCAGGAGUCCAAGCACGACAGCUUCGUGCCGUGCUCAGAGAAGAUCCACUCAGCAGUGACGGAGAUGGCAUCGCUCUUCCCCAAGAAACCAGCGCUGGAGACGGUGCGGAGCUCCCUGCGCCUGCUCAACGCCAGCGCCUACCGGCUGCAGAGCGAGUGCCGCAAAACCGUGCCGCCGGAGCCGGGCGCAGCCGUGGACUACCAGCUGCUGACACAGCAGGUCAUCCAGUGCGCCUACGACAUCGCCAAGGCGGCCAAGCAGCUGGUCACCAUCACCACCCGCGAGAAGAAGCAGUGAGCUCCGCCCCACGGGCUCUGCUCUCCGUCUCCUCCCUCUGGUUUGGGCUGAGCGCGGGCGGCUGUGGCAGCAGAGCUGGUGCUCAGCCCCGGGGAGGUGCCCCCGUACAGCAGCCCGAGCCCGCUCCUACCUUAUCCUGUACAUAGCGUGUGCCAUCCUGCUGGGGUGGCCACGUUUCCCCCCCCCUCCCCGCGGCCGCGCUCCCCCAGGGCCGCCCGCAGCAUUACACUGGACAGGGGAUGCCUGGAGGCCUUCCCCAUUUUCUCCCCUCCCGAGCGUCCUGCCCCGCGCCGCGCUGCCUCCUGUAAGAUGUGUCCUUGUACAUUUGUAUCAAUAAAGAUGUGAGCGUUGCACGGCCCCCGGCUCCAUCCCAUCGUGUCCCCUGGGGCUGGACCUGCUGGCUGCGGACCUGGCAGCCCGGGGGAGGAUGGUGAUGGGGCAGAGGAAGGCUCAGGGUGCGACGCGCUGCUCCGCGCUUGGAGCACUGCGUGGGGACGGCUGGCUGUGCUGAGAGCAGCAGAACGUGCUGCUUAAUGAACGUCAGGCUGGGGGCUGGGCUUGCUGCAAUCCCUGCUGGGCUGUGUCCUCCAUUAGGAAACAUCACCCCAUGCUCCCCCUGCCGUGGCAUUGCAGGGGGUCCCCCUGUGCGUUCUGUAAUGCGGGGUGGGGGCUUCGGAGGGCGGAUAUAACGGGAACAGGAGCACCUCCAUCCUGCCCCCGUUUCCCAAUCCCCAUUGCAAGUGCUGCUGUCAAGGCAACAGAGCAAAGCUGGGCUGCCUCCCGUUGCCAUGGCAGCCGGGAUGGCUGCAGGAUGCUGCAGGGACCCCGCAGCAGUGCAUGGGGAGGGACCCCAGCCCCAGAAGGAGGCACAGCGGUGGGACCCCCACCCUCCAGCCCCACCAGGGACGCAGGCAGACACUCCAUGUACUAAAAUUACUUUAUUACAGUUGAUUUUUUUUUUUUUUUUAACAUUUCCUUUGCUAUGAUACAAAGGAUACUUACAAACAAAAUAUUACAUAUGACCUUAUUUUUUUUCUUUUUCUCUUCUCUUAUUUUCUGACAACUUGGUAACAGCUUUAAAUGCACAAUCUAUACAAUUAAUACAGGUUAUAUAUGAGCUAUAAUGUAUGUUGAACCAGAAGAAUACCAGAAUACUGACAAUAUACUGUACAUUAAGCCUUACCAGUUAGUGCUCGUGGCAUUUUCUACAAGAAGGAAAACGCACACCUGUAGGUUCACUCAUACCAGCUGCUGCUCCCAGCCACGGAAGCAGGCAGGAGUCGGGUUCCCAUUUGGAUCCUUCGCAGCCCACCGCCGUGGGUGAGGGCCUGGAAACCUCAGACCAGUGUUCAUAGCAAAACAGCAGAGAUGUGUGUUCUCUACCUGCAGCACAAAGCCACCAGGCUGGGCGCUCCGCCACGGCCCCGCAGCAGCCGGGCUCUGCUGGACCCAAAGGAAACCCCACACAGGUGGCUGUGGGGCUGAGUGAGCUCCUGUGGGGGUCCUGGGGGAGGAGGAGGAGGAGGAGGAGGAGGGGGGAAGCAGCCACGGCCCCGCAGCUCCAGCGGUGUCCCUACAGGUGUGCGCUUCCCUCCUCCCACCCUGCUCUCCUCGGACUGAUAAGGUUACCUUUUUGUUGUUGUUGUUGUUGUUUUCUUUUUUCUUUUUUUUUUUUUAAAGCAACCAGCAAGUGAAGCGUUUUAAGUUGACCGGCAAAAAAGACCUGGCAUUUGCACAAAAAGCUGCAAAUGGAAAAUGAGCCGUCCCCUCCUCCCCACCCCGCUGCAUCCCGGCCCAGAAAAACCCAAACAGAUGGUGGAAGGAAAAAACAACAGGGGUGGAGAAGAGGAAGGGGGGAAAACAGGUUGGAAAAUACCAGGUUGGAGUGAAAAGUUCAUUGCUUGUGCAAAAAGAAACAAAACAAAACCCCAAACGAA